GAGGAGGUGUGAGGGUUGGUUGGUUUUCUCUUUGAGGUGGUUAGGGUGAGUUUAGGAGGAUGGGAUGUCGGAGAGGGAGAGGGAGAGGGAAGGCGGUGGUGGCUGGGAAGGAGGUGUUGUUGGAGAAUGGUUGUAUGUGAGGGUGUGAAGCGUGGGAGUUAGAGGUGCUGCUGCGGUGUGAAUGUGAAGUGAGAAUGUGGUGUUUGGUUGGGUUGGCAGAGGAGGAGAUUGUUGGAUGAGGUUGUUGGAAGAUGUUGCGGGCCGUCGAGCUUCGGCGGUAGAUUGAGUGCGCUUUUGGGGUAGGAGAAGGGGUUAGGGCAAUCAAUUGAAGAGGGCCGGUGAGAGUAGAGCUCUUCCCUGACCAGUAGGUAUUACGCGGCUGAUCUUUCGUGGCUGUUACGGGAUGCUGGUAGGAUCCAAGUUGGACUCGGAGAUGGCACUGGUAGGGUGUGGGUUUUGAGCAUACAGUGGUUGAAGCGGGUCCACCGAGGACGGGUGAAAUCUUAGUGGGAUUUAGGAAAAGGCAUGCGAUCAUGGCGGCACAAGAAUUCUUCAUGUUUCAAGAUGCCUUUCUGGAUUACCGAAGGUUGCAGGAAGCCUCUGACAUGUCUGUGUCAAGUACUGGAAGCGUACCGAUGAGUAUGAGCAAUGGUGGAAACUCGGUGUCAAUGAUGUCGCAAGCGGAUAGUAGCGUGGGAUCCAACGGCGGUAUCUCACUGCACACACGGCUAAUGCAUCGUGAUCUUCACCCUCGGCCGCCGAAGGGAAAUGCUUCUGUGGAGAAUAGUGUGGUCAUGCCAGACAUUGUUUCACAUACUGUUGGGGAAGACGUGCUAGCUGCUGCUCUCAUGGACCCAAGGUAUCAAACAGAAGGUCUGGAAGGAUACGAUGAUUGGACUAUUGAUUUGAGGCGACUGCAAAUGGGCCCUCCUUUUGCACAAGGUGCCUUUGGUCGACUGUACAAAGGAACCUACAAUGGAGAAGACGUGGCCGUCAAAAUAUUGGAGAGACCGGAGAACAAUGUCGAGAAAAUGAUGAUGAUGGAGUCUGCAUUUGCUAAGGAGGUGACCAUGCUCGCAGCUGUGAAGCAUCAGAAUGUGGUACGGUUCAUCGGAGCUUGUCGUAAACCCAUGGUAUGGUGCAUAGUCACAGAGUAUGCAAGAGGAGGAUCAGUGCGCUCAUUUUUGAGUAAACGGCAAUCACGAGCAGUGCCUCUAAAGCUCGCAGUGAAACAAGCUCUGGAUGUCGCCAGGGGCAUGGAGUACUUGCAUAGUCUCGAGAUCAUUCACAGAGAUUUGAAGUCGGACAAUCUGCUCAUCGCAACGGACAAAUCAAUUAAGAUUGCAGAUUUUGGUGCUGCUAGGAUAGAAGUGCAAGUUGAGGGCAUGACUCCAGAAACGGGAACCUAUCGAUGGAUGGCUCCGGAGAUGAUCCAGCACAAACCUUACAAUCACAAAGUGGACGUCUACAGCUUUGGUGUGGUCUUAUGGGAGCUUGUGACAGGCCUGUUGCCCUUUCAAAAUAUGUCUGCAGUGCAAGCUGCUUUUGCAGUGGUUAAUCGCGGUGUCAGACCCCCAAUACCUGAUACUUGUCCUCCAAAUAUUGCUGAGAUCAUGAGUCGGUGUUGGGAUGCCAAUCCUGAUGUCCGUCCUAGCUUUGCGCAGGUAGUUAAGAUGCUGGAGCAAGCUCAGAAUGAAUUAUUAACCAAAGUUGGGCGUGCUCGAUUCCGUUGUCUUUGCUUGAACCGACCUCUAACAAGUGAGUGAAGGUUUCUUGGAUUAGCUUAUUAAAGAGCUUAUAUUUGAGCUAAGCUGGACCUAGGUGGAUGCUAGAGAAGAUUAUUGAAGAACACGGGACGGGUGUUCAAUCUGUAUAUUGCAUCGUCGUGUUUCAUAGAGGAGGUUUGAAGAAGUCUCUAGUGCUUUCUUUGCACAUAUAGUGUCUUACAGACAAGUAGGGGUCUUAUAGAUAUACUCAGGAAAAGAGCAAUGCCAGUGUAAUCUAUUUCCUCCCUUGUAAGAGGUAUUUGAGGGAUUAAGGAACAUGGUUAGUUCCAAGGCAAGGUUAACACCUUGAGGGGGUGAAAAUUUUCCCCGUUUAGAUCCGUAGGGUUGAUCUACUUGUUUAGAAAACUGUCUAUCUCCUGAUUAGCAGAUGUUGAGAAGGCGGUGACACUGCACUGCACUGCUUUCUUUUCUGAGCGUUUCUAUAUUGUAGAAGCAUUUAUGGUUCUCCCCGAGAACAUUUCAAUGUAUUGGUUAGUCUUGCUUUUCCCUGUAAUACACACCUUUCUGAAUUGCACUUGUUUAAUGUUACUCAA
Messenger RNA from Physcomitrium patens, 2320 nucleotides. RefSeq names its product serine/threonine-protein kinase STY13. Lineage: Eukaryota; Viridiplantae; Streptophyta; Bryopsida; Funariales; Funariaceae. Gene Ontology annotation, biological process: protein phosphorylation. The record is from RefSeq and is a predicted model, not a curated record. Gene Ontology annotation, molecular function: ATP binding; protein serine/threonine kinase activity.